Mesorhabditis belari is the source of this 1335-nucleotide messenger RNA. Lineage: Eukaryota; Metazoa; Nematoda; Chromadorea; Rhabditida; Rhabditidae. The record is from the annotation of a GenBank genome assembly.
AUGACCAUCUCCUUGCUUCAAUUUGCUGGAAGCUUAGCCUUAAUACGAUACGAUUCUCAAGGCAAUUGCAUCAUCAUUAGCAGGGAUAUUUAUGGGCGACAAAGUCUCCUCUUUGGCCGUUCAAGCAAUGGAUUUGUUUUGUCACUUUGCAAACAGGAGAAUGCCGAUGUUAAAGAAUGGUUUGAUGUCCCACAUGGCUCUGUAACAAUUGUUCCUCUCAAGAAAGAGGCGAGCGCUCAAUUUUUUACAGUAUUCGACAAAGGAGAUUUGCCUGAAGAUAUUGAGCUUGUACAACAGACAUGGAUCAAAGGCUUAGGUAGAAAUGUUUCUGUAAUACGACGUCCAGACAUUGGCCAACCUUUCAUGAAGGUUAACAGAGAUUCAAAGAAUGAGGCACUGGACCGGACGGUGUUUUCCUCUUUGUUACUAAAAUACCUAUGCGACGCUAUAAAAACAUGUCUUGAUCAAAGAUUGGAAACUCUUGCUGUUUGCUUUUCUGGGGGGAUCGACAGUUUACUUGUUGCCUACAUUGCUGAUAUGGUUGCAGAAAGUGAUGUGCAAAUCGAUCUCAUAGCCGUGGCUUUUGGUCUAUCAGAAACAGAAUGCGAUAAAACUCCAGACAGAAUCCGGGGAAGAGCUGGCUUUGAGGAAUUGAAGAGAGAGCGGCCGCUUCGUCGAUGGAAUUUCAUACGGUGUAAUGUCUCUCCAAAAGAAGUCGAAGAAAAUCGGGAAAGAAUUUCGAGGAUUGUUCAACCCUGUCAAACAAUUCUCGACGAAUCACUUGGAUCGGUGCUUUGGUUCGCGUUACGUGGCGCUGGAAUUGAUAUUGAUGGGAAAAGUACAAGGACUUCGGCAACUUAUUUUAUGGUUGGCAGUGGCGCUGAUGAACUUUGUGCUGGUUACUCGAGACAUAGGCAUCGAUUUGAGAAAGACGGCGCGAUGGGUUUGGCUGAUGAGUUGGAAGCAGAAUUGAUCCGCUAUGGAACACGAAAUGGGUCUCGAGAUGCACGGGUGGCAAUCGAUCAUCAACGAAUCAUUAUUGCACCGUUUUUUGACGGGAAUACAGCCGCAUUUUGUAACCGAUCUCCACUGGAUGUCAAGUGUGAUUUGGAUAAACCAAGAGGAAUCGGCGAGAAAGCUAUUAUUAGAGAGGCACUGAAAUCCCUUGGUUCUUCUCUUUCUUCAUGGCCUAAACAAGCUAUGCAAUUUGGAUCAAAGUUUGCUCAAAUGCAAAAGAAUAUGAUGGCAAUUUCGGGAAAAGACAUUAAGGGAAGCGACAUGGCACAAAGUCUACGAGCUGUUUCGACAAACAAACCGGAUUCGCUGGAUGAUACU